Molecule: messenger RNA, 1719 nt
Organism: Aspergillus thermomutatus
Lineage: Eukaryota; Fungi; Ascomycota; Eurotiomycetes; Eurotiales; Aspergillaceae
Product: GMC family oxidoreductase
Exons: 3
Coding region: 1-1719 (572 amino acids)
Molecular function (GO): flavin adenine dinucleotide binding; oxidoreductase activity, acting on CH-OH group of donors
Source: RefSeq, a predicted model, not a curated record
AUGGCGGCCGCUACCUCGUACGACUACAUUGUCGUUGGAGGUGGUACCUCUGGCCUGGUUAUCGCCAACCGCUUGUCCGAAGACUCGAGUGUUUCCGUUCUGAUUGUCGAAAGAGGUGAUUCGGUCCUCAACAACGCCCUUGUUUACAACACCAGUGACUACGGUGCUGCCUUUGGCUCCUCCAUCGAUUAUGCCUAUCAGUCUGUCCCUCAAGCCUACGCGGGCAACAAGGUCCAGACCCUGCGUGCGGGAAAGGCUCUGGGUGGCACAAGCACGAUCAACGGUAUGGCCUACACCCGUGCUGAGGACAUCCAGAUCGAUGCCUGGGGUCAGAUUGGCAACAACGGAUGGAACUGGAAGAACCUCUUCCCUUACUACGAGAAGAGCGAGGACUUUCAGGUUCCUACUCCCGCCCAGUAUGACGCAGGUGCCAACUACAACCCUUCGUAUAACGGCGAGUCUGGCCCUCUGCUUGUGGGCUGGACCUAUGAUAUGCAGAACAGCAGCAUCCACACCGAGCUGAACAUCACCUACCAGAACCUGGGUAUCUCCUACCUUCCAGAUGUCAACGGAGGCAAGAUGCAUGGGUACUCCAUGUUCCCUCGGACCGUGAACCGUGCUGAAAACGUCCGUGAGGAUGCAGCUCGCGCCUACUAUUACCCAUUCGACUCCCGACCCAACCUCUCGGCCAUGCUCAACACCACUGGAAACCGCAUCCUCUGGGCCCCUCAGACCAGCACUUCCAGUGCCGCUGUUGCCAGCGGUCUUGAGGUCACCCUCAGCGACGGCACCGUCGAAACCAUCACGGCGAACAAGGAGGUUAUCCUCUCAGCCGGAUCACUGAUCUCCCCUGCUAUUCUGGAGCGCUCCGGCGUUGGUAACCCAGCUGUCCUUGCUCAACACAGCAUCCCUCUCGUCGUCAACCUGACCACCGUCGGCGAGAAUCUCCAGGACCAGGUCAACACCGAGUUCAUCUACACCAGCAACGUUUCUUACUCCGGCGCGGGCACCUAUCUCGGUCACCCAACCGCCUCUGACAUCUUCGGCAGCAAUACAACCAAUGUCGCCAACGACGUCAAGAACAACCUUGCCAACUACGCUGCCCAAGUGUCUGCCGCCAGCAACGGCACCAUGAGCGCUGCCAACUUGCUCGCCCUCUUUAAUAUCCAGUACGACAUCAUCUUCGAGAACCCUACCCCCAUCGCCGAGGUGCUCGUUACCCCCAAGGGCACCAACUACUACUCCGAGUACUGGGGCUUGCUCCCCUUUGCUCGUGGUAACGUCCAUAUUGCCUCUACCGACCCCCUGCAGCAGCCCACCAUCAACCCCAACUACAUGAUGCUGGAAUGGGACAUGCAGCAGCAGAUUGGCUCGGGCAAAUUUCUCCGCACCCUCUACAACACUGCUCCCAUGAGCGCAUAUACCACUGGCGAAUCGACACCGGGAUACACCACUCUUCCCGCUGACGCCACCGACGCCCAGUGGGCUUCCUGGAUCAACUCCGUCUCUCGCUCCAACUUCCACCCCGUCGGCACCGCAGCCAUGAUGCCCCGGGACAUGGGAGGUGUCGUGGAUACUAAUCUCAUGGUCUACGGUACUGCCAACGUCCGUGUUGUCGACGCUUCCGUUCUCCCGUUCCAGGUCUGCGGUCACCUAACCAGUACCCUGUACGCUGUUGCGGAGCGCGCUGCCGACCUAAUCAAGGCUGGGGAUGUUUAG